UCCCCGCCUGCAGAGUCAGUGUGCGGUUUGGGAGAAAAUGUGUCGGAUAUUUUGGGGCGGUCACGUGGGCGGGCGUGCUCCGAGAGGCCCCGGGACAGUCCCAGCCUAGAGCCGUGCCCCCCUGGAGCCCCCAUUCCCGCAAGCCCCGGACGCGGCGACGCUGCGUCCCGAGACCGCCCGCGCCCGGAUCUCGGGGCUCCGCGGCCUCCCUUCCCCGCCCCCCUCCAGUGGGAUAGCAAGCCUGGACGUCAGAAGGGCAAGAAAGAGAUCCUGUAGCAAGUGACCCUGGCUGUCUGGGCCCAGGAGUGGUGAGGGACAAGUGAAUAGGAGCCGGGUCUGUGAAGUUCCCUUAAUCUACCCCUUCGGGAUUCCCUCGACACAGACACAUCCAGACACAUCCCCAACCACUUUCAGUUACUGCCUAGUGCCCCCAGCCUGACCCAGCAUGUAGGAGGGAAUCUCUGCAGGUGGCUAGAGGGGCUUGUGUCUGGGCAGCUGGAAUCCUGGUCCUCAACUCUGAAGCUCCAGUCAUUACAGUCACCUCCCAUGCUGAGGAGUGGGGUGGAGGAACACAGCCUAUAUCCUUGAGGACCCUUGGAGUCCCAGUGGGCCAGCCAGGCAAGGCGGGCACGGAGCCUCCCAGGCUGGGGCAGUGGGCAUGGGCAGGGGCUGUGGUUGAAGACCAGCCCCGCCCACUGCAGACCCCAGGGAACUCCCACACUGCAGCUACCAUGGCCACCAAUAAGGAGCGACUUUUUGCAGCUGGUGCCCUUGGGCCUGGAUCUGGCUACCCAGGAGCAGGCUUCCCUUUUGCCUUCCCAGGGGCACUCAGGGGGUCACCACCAUUUGAGAUGCUGAGCCCUAGCUUCCGAGGCCUGGGCCAGCCUGACCUCCCCAAGGAGAUGGCUUCUUUGUCGGUGGAGACACAGAGCACGAGCUCAGAGGAGAUGGUUCCCAGCUCACCCUCGCCCCCACCGCCUCCUCGGGUCUACAAGCCGUGCUUCGUGUGCAAUGACAAGUCCUCUGGUUACCACUAUGGGGUCAGCUCAUGUGAAGGCUGCAAGGGCUUCUUCCGACGUAGCAUCCAGAAGAAUAUGGUGUACACAUGUCAUCGGGACAAAAACUGUAUCAUCAACAAGGUGACCAGGAAUCGCUGCCAGUACUGCCGGUUACAAAAGUGCUUUGAAGUAGGCAUGUCCAAGGAAGCUGUGCGGAAUGACAGGAACAAGAAGAAGAAAGAAGUGAAGGAGGAAGGGUCACCUGACAGCUAUGAGCUGAGCCCCCAGUUAGAAGAGCUCAUCACCAAGGUCAGCAAAGCCCAUCAAGAGACCUUCCCCUCGCUCUGCCAGCUGGGCAAGUACACCACGAACUCUAGUGCAGACCACCGGGUGCAGCUAGACCUGGGGCUGUGGGACAAAUUCAGUGAGCUGGCCACUAAGUGCAUCAUCAAGAUUGUGGAGUUUGCUAAGCGGUUACCUGGCUUUACAGGGCUCAGCAUUGCUGACCAGAUCACUCUGCUUAAGGCUGCCUGCCUAGAUAUCCUGAUGCUGCGAAUCUGCACGAGGUACACCCCAGAGCAAGAUACCAUGACCUUCUCUGAUGGACUGACCCUGAACCGGACCCAGAUGCACAAUGCUGGCUUCGGGCCCCUCACAGACCUUGUCUUUGCCUUUGCUGGGCAACUCUUGCCACUGGAGAUGGAUGACACAGAGACAGGGCUGCUCAGUGCCAUCUGCCUCAUCUGUGGAGACCGCAUGGACCUUGAAGAACCUGAAAAAGUAGACAAGCUUCAGGAGCCACUGCUGGAAGCCCUGAGGCUCUAUGCCCGGCGCCGGCGGCCUAGCCAGCCCUACAUGUUCCCGAGGAUGCUCAUGAAGAUCACUGACCUCCGUGGCAUCAGCACCAAGGGUGCAGAAAGGGCCAUUACCCUGAAGAUGGAGAUUCCAGGCCCGAUGCCCCCACUGAUCCGAGAAAUGCUGGAGAACCCCGAAAUGUUUGAGGACGACUCCUCACAGCCUGGUCCCCACCCCAAGGCCUCCAGUGAGGAUGAGGCCCCUAGGGGCCAGAGCAAAGGGAGCCGGAGUCCCCAGCCUGACUAGGGCCCCUGAACUCCUCCACUGUGGGGUUGGGCUCCAGGCAGCAGACUGACCAUCUCCCAGACACCACCAGUGACUGGGAGAGGACCUGCUCUGCCCUCUCCCCACCCUUCAAUGAGCUCCUUGUUUUGCCAAAGUUUCCAGGGGUGCCUCUGAGUUCAUCCCUUUCUGUUCUGAUGGCACCCCUCCAGUCCUGGGAGCCUGCCCUGCUCCCAGCAGGAGAGAGGGUAGAGGGGUGAGCCUGGGUCUGGAUUGUAAAAUUGCAGCACUGCCCCUCAGAUCCCAGGGACCCUGGCUCCCCAGGGUAGGAGGAAGGCCCUGUUAUCCCACAGCCCCUUCCUCUGCUCUGUGCUUGGGCCUCUUCGAGCAAACAGGAAUUAUACAGAGAGCACAAGGGGGCCAGGUGGGCUGAGCCCAUCCUCUUGCCCUGCCCUUGGUGUCUAACGCUGUGUGAUGCACGCUGCCCUUGUGCCCAGUCUUCAUGCCAGGUUGGAAGGCUGGGGGCAGGCUGGGCCCUGCAUUUCUGGAGUGACACUUGAGGAUGAAAGGGCCAGAUGCAGGUCCAUUCUGCACCUCUUUUCUGGGGUGCAGUGUUUACCCAUGGCCUCCGUUACAAACCCCUCUCCCAGCCUUGUCAAGUGCCUUGGGCUCUUCCUGACCCCCAUCUCAGCCAUUGGGCAGGGACCCUCUACACUACAGAAGGGCCAGGGAUCCCUCUCCUCCUAGUGCCUUCCAUCUUACACCCCCAAAGCAGCUUGGCCCAGGAGGGGAGUUGCUGUUUAGCUGAUCCCACCCGGACCCAAGAAAGCCUCUUAUUUAUUUAUUAGCUUUUGUUUACACCCUGGAAAAACCCCUUCCUCUAGGGGUCUUGGGAGGGGGACUCCAGGACCUCUGACUUCUUCCUUCUUCCUCUAAUCCCCAGUUUGUAUUUAGCUGCCAAAUAAGAUUCCCGCUGGCUCCCCUUUUUCUCUGGGGGGUCAGGGUGCUGUUCCCCACCCCUCUGUUUACAUCUCCCCUUCAUCCCUCUGUAUCGCGUCUGCAUAUUGCUGAGUUUUCUAUUUUUGCAAAAUAAAGUGAUAGAAACUCA
This is a messenger RNA of Cavia porcellus (domestic guinea pig), 3183 nucleotides long. RefSeq names its product retinoic acid receptor gamma (gene Rarg). Gene Ontology annotation, cellular component: transcription regulator complex; nucleus. The record is from RefSeq and is a predicted model, not a curated record. The transcript has 12 exons. Lineage: Eukaryota; Metazoa; Chordata; Mammalia; Rodentia; Caviidae. The coding region runs from base 732 to 2099 and encodes 455 amino acids. Gene Ontology annotation, biological process: retinoic acid receptor signaling pathway; cellular response to corticotropin-releasing hormone stimulus; regulation of transcription by RNA polymerase II. Gene Ontology annotation, molecular function: RNA polymerase II cis-regulatory region sequence-specific DNA binding; nuclear glucocorticoid receptor binding; zinc ion binding.